GUCUCAGUGAGGAAAGCGCCACGUUGGAAUGAACAGAGGAACAGACACCAUGUCCUGUCUCCACAUCAGAGGGGUUUUCCUCACUCUGUGUUUGGCUCCAACUGCUUUGUCGAGCCUGCACCCUGAAUGCGAGUACAUAUAUCAGCUGGAGAAAGAGGAGCGUCACUGCCUUCAGUACAUUGCAGAGCAGGGCAACAGAAGCACAGAAGGUUGUCGGCCAUUCUGGGAUGCGGUCGCCUGCUGGCCUCAUGCAGCCGUUGGGGAGACAGUCCAGAGAGCUUGUCCUGCUGUCCUCUCCCUCUUCAGAAACAACACAGGUUCAGUGAGUCGUAACUGCACCAGUGGAGGUUGGUCCAUGCCUGUCUCGCCGUACCUCGUCGCCUGCAGCGUGGAUGAUGACAUUCCUGAGACAGAGCAGUCGUACUUUGCCACAGUGAAGUUGAUCUACACCGUCGGCUACAGCAUCUCUCUCGUGGUGCUGGUUGUUGCUGUGUUGAUCCUGUUGCUCUUCAGGAGGCUCCGUUGUGCCAGGAACUUCAUUCACAUCCAGCUCUUCAUCACAUUUAUCCUGAAAGCUGUGGCAGUUUUCAUUAAGGAUGCAACUCUCUUCUCCAGUGAUGACACCAACCACUGCACCCUUUCCACGUUUGCCUGUAAGGCCGCUGUAGUCUUCUGUCACUACUGUAUAAUGUCCAAUUUUUUCUGGCUCCUGGUGGAGGCGCUCUACCUCAAUUCCCUGCUGCUCUCGUCCUUUUAUCACAGCCGUCGGUGCCUCUGGGGCUUCAGCCUGCUGGGAUGGGGUGUACCUGUGCUCUUCAUCAUGCUGUGGAUUGGAUCCAGGCUGUAUUUUGAGGACACAGAAUGUUGGGACAUCAACGAGGACUCGCCCUAUUGGUGGAUCAUCAAGGGACCUAUUGUUGUGUCCAUAGCGGUCAACUUCAUUCUCCUCAUGAACAUCAUCAGAAUUCUGAUACAGAAGCUGAAUCCCCGGCUGAUCCACUUCAAUAACUCCUCUCAGUACAGACGCCUGACUAAGUCCACCCUCCUCCUCAUCCCUUUGUUUGGCACUCACUACAUGGUCUUCAAUUUUCUGCCUGACUACUUCAAUGUUAACCUGCGCUUCUGUAUCGAGCUCUGCAUUGGAUCCUUCCAGGGGCUUCUUGUAGCGAUCCUCUAUUGCUUCCUCAAUCAGGAGGUCCAGAAAGAGGUCCACAUGCAGUGGCUGAGGUGGCAGGAGAGGAGCUAUGGUGUGGUGUCACCUGCUGCAAAAUGCAGCCAGAUGGACACACCCUUCUAGUGGUAGCCCUCACUCUUCUCUUAUAGGUCUUCAGCUAAUAAGACAUUCACCAAGAAUUGCUUCUGUGCAGGUCACUGGCUCCAGCGGGUGUUGGCCACGUCUGAACGUUUUCAUCCCAAACUCAUUGUUAGACUCUAUUCUACUGACCGUUUUCCUUCAGCCAGUAAAGAGUUGCUGAGAUAAACCUUCUAUUAGAGAAUGAUCCUGAAAUCAUUUGACAUUUUACACACAUUUCAAGACAGAGCCUGUGAAUCUCAUAUGCAUUUCCCAUAAGACACUGUGGUAACAACUUUAUAAAGAUCAGCUCCGAGAUUUCCUAGUUUCACCAGAUAACCCACAAACUGACAAACUGUCUUGCUCAGUGUUUAAUGCAAUCACUGAUGCUGCAGCAAAACCUGCUGAACAUUUGAUAUCCAGACUUUUUCCUAUGGAGCCGACCCACAAAUGAUUCAUCACUCAGCUGAGUAGUUGAAAUGGGUCAUCAUUAGGGACGCACCAAUGCGAUACUGAUGUCUGAUAUCUGUCCAAUACUGAUUCAAAUAGCUAGAUUAGGUAUCAUGACAAUGGGGCCCGUUUUAUUAAGUUCAAUUCCAUGUGUAUCUCUGAUUACAUGCACAUACUACGUAAUGUCUCAGCAGUGCUGGUAGACUACAUAGCAGAGGGAGCUGACAACAAACAUUUCAGCUGUAAGGGUGUGUUUCCUGCUUGCUAUGUCACCAAGUUACGGUUACUGGUGUACGAUCUAUUAUUUUAAUAAUAAAUUCACA
Messenger RNA from Epinephelus moara (kelp grouper), 2064 nucleotides. RefSeq names its product growth hormone releasing hormone receptor, like (gene ghrhrl). Gene Ontology annotation, molecular function: growth factor binding; peptide hormone binding; G protein-coupled peptide receptor activity. The record is from RefSeq and is a predicted model, not a curated record. Lineage: Eukaryota; Metazoa; Chordata; Actinopteri; Perciformes; Serranidae. Gene Ontology annotation, biological process: cell surface receptor signaling pathway; adenylate cyclase-activating G protein-coupled receptor signaling pathway; positive regulation of cell population proliferation. Gene Ontology annotation, cellular component: plasma membrane.